Messenger RNA from Lachancea mirantina, 1743 nucleotides. NCBI's taxonomy places the organism in Eukaryota, Fungi, Ascomycota, Saccharomycetes, Saccharomycetales, Saccharomycetaceae. The record is from the annotation of a GenBank genome assembly.
AUGAACUCCGACUAUGCAGACCUCGACGCGCGCCAGCGCCGGUUUUCGCUGCGCAAAAAAUGGGCCCUGGCCGGGCUAGCGCUUUUUCUCGCAGCUGCGACCUACGCGGUGUCCAGCGUGGUGCUAGCGCACCACGCGCCCACCGCCACGCCAGAACCGCUUUGGUGCAACAGCGUGCGCAAGACAGACGCAUUGCCCGUCAAAGACGUGCGCAAAUUGCUUGCAAACAGCACGCUCUGGGACGAGACCCUGGCCAAGCUCGCAAACGCUGUGCGCGUUCCAACUGAAAUCUACGACCAUACCCCAGACCCAUCCAGCAGCCCCGACGACGCCAUCUGGGAGCCGUUCCAAAAGCUGCACGACCAAUUGGAAUCGGACUUUCCCGCCGUGUGGAGCAAACUCCAGGUCGAAACCGUCAACGAAUACGGACUCGUGAUCACGUGGGAGGGCUCGCGCGAAGACCUGAAGCCCGUCAUGUUCGCCGCUCACAUGGAUGUGGUCCCGGUCGAGCGCAAGACGUGGUCCCAUUGGCAACACGAACCCUUCAGCGGCGACAUCACGCACGAUCCAGAACUCGGCGACUUGUUGUGGGGCCGCGGCUCCUUUGACGACAAAAACAUGCUCAUCGGCAUUCUGCAAGCGCUAGAGUACUUGCUGACGCACGAACCGGACUACACGCCCCGCCACGGCGUCGUGGUUGCGAUCGGUUUCGACGAGGAAGUCGGAGGCUAUCGCGGCGCGCAGAAAAUCGCCAAACUCUUGCACGAAAGAUACGGCCAGCACGGAAUCCUCUCGAUCAUCGACGAGGGCGUCGUGGGCGUCAAAGAAAUCGAGGGUGUCCUUGUUGCAGCGCCGGGAACCGGCGAAAAGGGCCGUUAUGACAUGCAAUUCGAGUUGAACACCCCUGGUGGUCACUCUUCCGUGCCCCCAGACCAUACUUCCAUUGGCAUUGCCGCAGACCUCAUCUCCACAAUCGAGCGAGAAAAAUUCCCUGCCAUGUUCACGUCUAAAAACCCCAUGUCCCAGUAUUACCGCUGUAUCGCCGAUUAUUCCACCACGAUGGACAAGUCCCUGAAGCGCGAUUUCCUGCACUCGAUGACCGACCCUGCCGCCAACAACCGUGUCAUCAAUUUCUUGAUUGAGUCCGGGGGCCAUAAAACCGAGUAUCUUUUCCGCAGUACGCACGCGUUCGACAUCAUCCACGGCGGCAUCAAAGCCAACGCUUUGCCCGAGACCGUUUCGUUUCUUGUCGAUUCCAGAAUCGCCGUCGAAACGAGUGUUCAAGAUAUCCAGAAAUCUUUCCUCGACUCUACUCUUGAGAUAGCUCGCAAAUACGACCUGGGUGUCACUUUCGAAGGCGAAGAGUUAAUCCCUGCGACCGCCAACGGUAACUUUAGACUCACGACCGAGGGCAAGCCGCUCGAAGCCGCACCUGUGGCACCCCAAAACGAUAUCUGGGACAUUUUCUCCGGUACCAUUAAAAGCUUCUACGAAGACGUAGUUUUCCCAACGAAGUUCAACGAGUCUCGCGAACUAAUAGUUGCGCCCAGUAUUAUGACUGCAAACACAGAUACGGCCCACUAUUGGAACUUGACCCGUAACAUUUACCGCUACCAGCCUGGAUUCGCGAUGGAGGACACACUUUCUACGAUUCAUUCCGUCAACGAACACAUCAACGCCGAAACCGUGAUGCACGUCGUCGCAUUCGUUUACGGCUACAUUCGCACCGUUGACAGUGCUUAA